Molecule: messenger RNA, 3366 nt
Organism: Melanotaenia boesemani (Boeseman's rainbowfish)
Lineage: Eukaryota; Metazoa; Chordata; Actinopteri; Atheriniformes; Melanotaeniidae
Product: zinc finger protein 184-like
Exons: 7
Coding region: 373-3054 (893 amino acids)
Biological process (GO): regulation of transcription by RNA polymerase II
Cellular component (GO): nucleus
Molecular function (GO): DNA-binding transcription factor activity, RNA polymerase II-specific; RNA polymerase II transcription regulatory region sequence-specific DNA binding
Source: RefSeq, a predicted model, not a curated record
CCUGGCUUGGCUUUGUGCAACCAAUUAAGUCUGGAACACUUGUUGUUCAUCCCGGAUGUCUAAAUCCUGCUUGUGUGCAGGGACACAACUGCAGUUCUUAAUCUCCCAAAUAUAAUCACGUUAAUACAACACUUAAUUAAUAUUCUGUAGAUAGGUACUAGGUGACCGCAGAGAAAGAUGCGGAACUAAUGAAUAUCUUUGUCUGUAGUCGGACUGUUGUUUCAGACGGAACGCAAAGCAUCCGUUGACGCAGAGAUCGUUUAUGAGACUUCGGUGUGGAAUACAGUCACGGGAAAAAUCAUUAGUUUGACCUCGGUCGAUCGAGGGACAUUAUUGGUCUUUACUGUAAUGUAACUGCCGUCACUAUUUAGGAUGGACGGAAGAAUUUCCGAGUUAACCGGUGCCACUCUCCCCCUCUCGACUCUUCGCCUCCUGGUCUCGCCCAUUCGGCUGGUAUCUGCUGCCAUCUGGCAGACUGUGGAGCAGAAAGUCGUGUCGGACUACGGGCUACUUGAGGAGUUUGUAUUUAUGGUCACAGAGAUUGUUCCUCAACUCCUCACCACAAGACAGCGAGCUGAGCUCAUUUUAGGUCUCAGAGCACGACUGAUCCUGGAGCUGUGUCGCUCUGAUGAAACUGCCGACCUCCAUGUUAUUCAGCCACAUCUUGAACGAAUGCAGAACCUCAGAUCUCUGUGGAAUGUAGAGUCUGACGCAGGUCAAGAAGCGUCCAAUUCUCAUUUCAUGGGCCUCGUUAGAAAUCUGCUGAGGGAUCCCGAAGAAAGAAUGAACUUCUUCCAGGAUGUUUUCCCGGGAGACUUUGGGCCCACAUAUGACAAAGCAAUUCAGACCCUGAUGUGGCUGUUUCUGUCCAGACUUGAAAAGCUUCUUCCUACUCAAACUCUCCAACAGAUCGCUUCGCUGUUGGGCGACACCUCGUCUGUUCUUCAUGAAUGCAUGGAGACUUUUGUCCAGCCUGAGGAUCUCAAAGUCUUGCUGAGCACUCAAAAGGAUCACAUCCAGUUAGAAGACAUUGAGUCUUACGUAGUUGACAGUGGCAUCCUGUCAGCCCUCUGUCUCCCCCAUGUGGAAAGAGUUGUGAUCGUCAACGAGCAAACAGAAACGGAUGCAGAGAGAAGCCUCAUGUAUACUGUGUGCACAGAGAUGGAGGUAGAGUCUGAGAACAAAGAGAUGUAUAUGGAGGGAAGUGGGAACUCAGAAGAGGGUGUCCAGACCCAGUGGUAUGGCCUCAGCGGUGAGGUGAAAACAGAAAUGGACAGUGCAGUGGUUCCAUCUGAAGGCGCUGAGGCCAGCGAGGGUGAAAUCGCAGAUGACCAUCACGAGGAACAGUCUGAGACACUGAUCAUCGGGGAGGACGGCCAGGUAACGGUGCUGGACGGGACCCAAAAAAAGCCAAACAGACGUGGGAGGAAAAAGAAGCAACCUGCAGAUCAAGACUUUGUGGUGGGAAGCAGAGCGAAGGACACGUGGGAGGACCCAGGGGGCGACGUGUUGUGGGAGCGACCAGUGCGCAAGAACCGAGGGCUGAAGAUGAAGCGGUAUUUGUCGCAGUGGAGGAGAUCAGGAAGUAAUGCCACCAGCAGCGGCCCUAAAAAGUUCACCAGAUCCCAGGGUUCAACCAAAAGCAGCGACUUGGAUGACAGAACAUGCAAAGUCUGUGGCAAAGUGGUGAGCCAAGCCAAGUUCUUAGCACGACAUAUGAGCCAGCAUGAAGAGCCCGUCGCUUGUCCUUUAUGCAAAAGGUUGUAUAAGAGUUUACGUUACUUAGAGCAGCACAGAUGUACGGGUUUAGCUAAAUCAAAGAUGGACACGAAUGAAACUGCAGCAGAUGAAGGUGAACAAUCAUCCAGCGAGGUUCCUCAUGAAGAGCAACCAUCGGACAGCACUGCCCAGGAUCCCGACUACUCCCCGUCUGCAGAGGGGUCUUCUAAAGGAUCAGUACAGAAAAGCCCCGAAGGAAGCAAAAGUCUCCUAGAAGGACCGUUUUACUGCCCCCACUGCAGCGUUGAGUUCAAGUGCAAACAGACAUUUAGGUUUCAUUUAAGAAACAUUUGCUACAGCGAGCAGCAGGUGGAUCCAGAGAAGAUAGAGGACGUUAAGCACUGCUUCAGGUGCAGCGAAUGCGACAAGGCGUUUAAGUACAAAUCUACGUUAGAUUCCCACAAACAGACCCACAACCCACUCUACUGCGAGGUGUGUAUGAAGUUAGUUCGCGACUCAGAGGCGCUGGCCAUGCACAAAGAAUCCCACACGCCGUUUCAGUGCAACCAGUGCGAGGAGAACUUCCCAGUCUUCAAGGCUCUUCAUAAACAUUACAUCGACGUCCACAACCCCACCGAGCCGUUCACCUGCACCCACUGCCAGACCACAUUCGCCAGUUUGAAGCGCUUCAUCAGACACGAGUGGAAGCACACGGGUUACCAGCCUUUCCAGUGCACCUACUGCAGCAAGCGCUUCCGCUCGUACUCCGACCUGGUGGAGCACCAUAAAAAGCACACUAAGGCCUACCCUUUCCUUUGCUGGGAGUGUGGCAAGAAGUUCAGGCACAGUGUGACGCUGACGAGGCACGUGGAGCGGGUGCAUCAUUCCGGAGAGCCGGUGACAGAGAAACCUGCCGCCAUCUUCACCUGCGCUCAGUGCGGGAAGAGUUUCACCUCCAGACGGUGCCUUUUGAAACAUGACAACUUCCAUCACAAAGGGCUGCGAUUCCCCUGCGAGCACUGCGGGAAGGGAUUCUUUGGGAAGGACGCCCUGGUGAGGCACACGUUGAUUCAUACGGGCGAACGGCCAUUUAAGUGUGACGACUGCGAUAAGUCUUUCAGGUCUGCGGCAGAACUAAAGAUACACAGGAGGUACCACACUGGGGAACGACCGUUCAAAUGCAACAUCUGUGAGAAAGGUUUCGUCCAGUCUUGUUUUCUGACGUUACACAUGAGAACCCACACUGGAGAGAGGCCGUAUGUGUGUGCAGUGUGCAACAAGGCCUUUUCAAGCCUGCAUGGCCUUAAGAGACACAGGAGACUUGUUCAUGCUUAGGUCAUAUUAACAUACUAACCCUUAUAAUAAGUUUAGCAUCAGCUGUUCGAGCAUAAGGAAACGCAGACUGAACGUCUCUGUCUGGCCAGGAGGUUAAACCAAGUUUUACAGCUCAGUCUUCAGCGCUCUCACCACGAUUGCCACGAGCUUGGAUCGUUAGUAAAUGUGUAAUUGUACUGCAUUAAAAAAAUAUCUUUGUAUUUUUUACAGAUGUUUGCUGUAGCUCUGCUUAAGAUUUGUAUAUGUAAAUGAUUUAAGAUUUAAUUCAUUCAAGAAUAAAUUCCCUUUGUUAAAUAAAAAACUAUAACAUGU